This is a messenger RNA of Boleophthalmus pectinirostris (great blue-spotted mudskipper), 1455 nucleotides long. RefSeq lists its product as uncharacterized. NCBI's taxonomy places the organism in Eukaryota, Metazoa, Chordata, Actinopteri, Gobiiformes, Gobiidae. The transcript has 9 exons. The record is from RefSeq and is a predicted model, not a curated record. The coding region runs from base 47 to 916 and encodes 289 amino acids.
AACAUGAUUUUCUGGUCACUACAAAGGUAAAAAAGCUACUUCCAAUAUGAGUGAUGUGGAGGAGGAAACAGAAGAUGAAAUGUCCAAUGAGGAGCAGGAAGGGGAGAAGGAAAACCUCUGUAAUGAGGAAACGCCAGCCUCCAAGCUCAAAUGCAAAAGAAAAGAUGAAGAUGACCAUUUGUCAGAUCCACAAAAUGACAAAAAGAAAAGUAAAGGGAAAAAGAAAAAUGUGCCAGAUUUUGAAGAAAUUGUUCUUCCAGAAGAUGAAUGUGAAAAGACUGAAAAAAUUGAUUCUGCCAAGAAUACAGAAGCAAAAUCAAGGAAACCAGGAAAAGCACUCAAUCCUAUUGGUCAUCAGGGUCAACCCAGCAUCGGACCCAAGUCUAAAGCUACAGUUUCUGAAGGAGAGGGCACUAGUGAAGAAAUGGUAGAAGUCCAGAUUAAUAAAGAGACCUGUUCAUCACAAAAAUCUACAGAGAGAAUGUCAGACAAUGAUUCUUCAGAUCAAGAGACUACUGUGCUGAUAGCAAGACCAACUAGAUCUGGGAGAAUUUCCAAACCUGUACAAGUCCUAAAUUACCCAGCCAAAGAGGAUACAAACUCACCAGAUACCACUUUGACCUCUCCUGCACGCACCACCAUGACAAAAGUCAAAGUCAAAGGCAAAGCUGCUGGGAAGAGAGGAAGAUCAGGAAGAUCAGCACAGCAACACUCUGCAAAAGAGUCAAAGAAACCAAAAUUGAUCACACUAAGAGCCUCCCAGUCAGAAGAGAGAGUGACAAUGAAGAAGAGGAACCUGAUGUACCACGUGAUGACGAUGAGAACAGUACAAGUGCGUUUGUGCCGGCCAGUCUGUGCUCACCCAAACCUGUGGUCCCAGAGGUGGAGGAGACCAUGGAAGAGCUUGACAUUUUGACCCACAUGCCUGAUGUGUUGGGUAUGUCCAAGAAUGCACUGUGCCCUGAUGCCUCAUGUGAGCAAGUACAAAAUGAAAGCGGCACUGUUGAACCCUGUGAGCAUCAGCUGGACCUGCUUGUUGAUGUAAUUGACUUCCUUUCGGAACAUACAGAAACAUCAGAGGAUGAAGGCUACAACGAGGCUGCUCAAACCUUGUUGGCAUUUGGAAAUCUGGCUAAUCUGUCCCAACCGACACAGAGUCAGGCAUCUAUGUCAGAUCACACAUCAAAAAUUGAAAGUCAAUGCAUUGAUGUAGAGUCUUCUUUGCAACUGGAAGAAUGCCCUCUGGCAGUUUCAGAACCAUCAACAACUGAAGUCAGCCCAACAGUACAGCUACCAUCAUCUCAUACUUCUGACAUACAGACAUUUACAUCUAGUGGGGAACUGUGUAGCAAACAAGAGAAGUUGUCACCUCUCAGGAAGGGAAGGUUUUCUAAGAUAAAACCUAAGCCUAACCUUGGUUCAAGGACUACAAAACUGCGCACACAGACUGUUGGU